This is a messenger RNA of Trichoderma aggressivum f. europaeum, 681 nucleotides long. Its product is annotated as CAZyme family GH11. The record is from RefSeq and is a predicted model, not a curated record. Lineage: Eukaryota; Fungi; Ascomycota; Sordariomycetes; Hypocreales; Hypocreaceae. Gene Ontology annotation, biological process: xylan catabolic process. The transcript has 2 exons. Bases 1 to 681 code for a protein of 226 amino acids. Gene Ontology annotation, molecular function: hydrolase activity, hydrolyzing O-glycosyl compounds.
AUGGUUAAUUUCUCAUCACUUUUGGUUGCCUUAGUUGGCAUCGGCAGCUCCUUGGCAGCUCCCUUGGAUGAAUCUCUCAACGUUAACAUAACUGAACGUGGACCCAGCGAUUUCGUUCUGGGAGGACAUAAUGCCGUUCGCCGCUCUGCCAUAAACUAUAACCAAGACUACACAACUGGCGGCGACGUUGUCUACACCCACUCAAACACAGGGUUUGCGGUUAACUGGUCCUUUCCAAACGACUUCGUCGUAGGAGUUGGUUGGAGCACUGGAGGAUCUGCCCCUAUCAAGUUUAACGGUAACUUUGGAGUCGGUAGCGGAGUUGGCCUACUCUCUGUCUAUGGCUGGAGCACCAACCCUCUUGUUGAAUACUACAUCAUGGAAGACAACUUUGCCUAUCCUUCCGCCGGCACGGUGAAGGGUAGUGUCACCAGUGACGGAUCAAGCUACACGAUCUGGGAGAACACGCGUGUCAAUGAGCCUUCCAUCCAGGGCACAGCGACCUUUAACCAGUACAUCUCCGUGAGAAACUCCAAAAGGUCUAGUGGCACAGUCACUGUUGCAAAUCACUUCAAUGCAUGGAAAUCUUUAGGAAUGAAUUUAGGUACCAUGAAUUACCAGGUUUUGGCUGUGGAAGGCUGGGGCGGUCAAGGCGGAGUGCAGCAGACUGUCUCGAAUUAA